ACAGUUGCCCCCUCAACAACACCAGCAACUGAAAGUAUGACAACAGUUACCCCCUCAACUACAACACCAGCAACUUCAACUACUACAGUUGCCCCCUCAACAACACCAACAUCAGCUACCACAACAGUUGCCCCCUCAACAACACCAGCAACUGAAACUAUGACAACAGUUGCCCCCUCAACUACAACACCAGCAACUUCAACUACGAUAACAGUUGCCCCCUCAUCCACAACACCAACAUCAGCUACCACAACAGUUGCAACCUCAACCACAACACCGGCAACAUCAACUACAACAGUUGUCCCAUCAACAACACCAACAUCAGCUACCACAACAGUUGCCCCCUCAACAACACCAGCAACUGAAACUAGGAAAACAGUUGCACCCUCAACUACAACACCAGCAACUUCAACUACGAUAACAGUUUCCCCCUCAACCACAACACCAACAUCAGCUACCACAACAGUUGCCACCUCAACCACAACACCAGCGAUAUCAACUACAACAGUUGCCCCCUCAACCACAACACCAGCACCAGCAACAUCAACUACAACAUUUGCACCCUCAACCACAACACCAGCAACAUCAACUACAACAGUUGUCCGGACAACAACACCAGCAACAUCAACUCCAACAACAGUUGCCCCCUCAUCCACAACACCAGCAACAUCAAGUACAACAGUUGCCCCCUCAAUCACAACACCAGCUACAUCAACUACCACAACAGUUGCCCCCUCAACAACACCAACUACAUCAUCAACAACAUUUGCCCCCUCAACCAUAACACCAGACACAUCAAGUACAACAACAAAUGCCCCCUCAACCACAACAACAGCAACAUCAACUAAAACAGGUACCCUCUCAACAACACCAACUACAUCAACAACAACAGAUGCACCCUCAACCACAAUGCAAGCAACGUCAACUACAACAGUUGCCCCCUCAACUACAACACCAACAACAUCAACGGUUGCCCCCUCUACCACAACACAGGCAACAUCAACUACAACAGUUGUCCCAUCAACACCAGCAACUUCAACUACAACAGUUGCCCCCUCAUCCACAGUUGCACCCUCAACUACAACACCAGCAACUUCAACUACAAUAACAGUUUCCCCCUCAACCACAACACCAACAUCAGCUACCACAACAGUUGCCACCUCAACCACAACACCAGCAACAUCAACUACAACAGUUGUUCCAUCAACAACACCAGCAAUUACAUCAACAACAACAACAGUUGCCCCCUCAACCACAACACCUGCAAUAUCAUCUACCACAACAGAUGCUCCAUUGGCAACAAUACCAGCAACAUCAACUACAACAGUAUUCCCCUCAACCACAACACCAGCAACAUCAGCUACAACAACAAAUGCCCCCUCAACCACAUCACCAACACCUUCAACUACAACAACAGUUACAGCCUCAACCACUUCACCAACAACUUCAACUACAACAACAGUUGCCCCCUCAACCACAACACCAGCACAAUCAACUAUAACAACAAAGGCCUCCUCAACCACAACACCAGCAACAUCAACUACAACAGUUGCCACCUCAACAACACCAGCAACUUCAACAACAAAAGUUGCACCCUCAACCACAACACCAGCAACAUCAACUACAACUGACAACAGUGCCCCCUCAACUACAACACCAGCAACUUCAACUACGAUAACAGUUGCCCCCUCAUCCACAACACCAACAUCAGCUACCACAACAGUUGCAACCUCAACCACAACACCGGCAACAUCAACUACAACAGUUGUCCCAUCAACAACACCAACAUCAGCUACCACAACAGUUGCCCCCUCAACAACACCAGCAACUGAAACUAGGAAAACAGUUGCACCCUCAACUACAACACCAGCAACUUCAACUACGAUAACAGUUUCCCCCUCAACCACAACACCAGCAUCAGCUACCACAACAGUUGCCACCUCAACCACAACACCAGCGAUAUCAACUACAACAGUUGCCCCCUCAACCACAACACCAGCAUCAGCUACCACAACAGUUGCCCCCUCAUCCACAACACCAGCAACAUCAACUACAACAUUUGCACCCUCAACCACAACACCAGCAACAUCAACUACAACAGUUGUCCGGACAACAACACCAGCAACAUCAACUCCAACAACAGUUGCCCCCUCAUCCACAACACCAGCAACAUCAAGUACAACAGUUGCCCCCUCAUCCACAACACCAGCUACAUCAACUACCACAACAGUUGCCCCCUCAACAACACCAACUACAUCAUCAACAACAUUUGCCCCCUCAACCAUAACUCCAGACACAUCAACUACAACAACAAAUGCCCCCUCAACCACAACAACAGCAACAUCAACUAAAACAGGUACCCUCUCAACAACACCAACUACAUCAACAACAACAGAUGCACCCUCAACCACAAUGCAAGCAACGUCAACUACAACAGUAGCCCCCUCUACCACAACACAGGCAACAUCAACUACAACAGUUGUCCCAUCAACAACACCAGCAACUUCAACUACAACAGUUGCCCCCUCAUCCACAACACCAGCAACAUCAACUACAACAGUUGUUCCAUCAACAACACCAGCAACUACAUCAACAACAACAACAGUUGCAACCUCAACCACAACACCGGCAACAUCAACUACAACAGUUGUCCCAUCAACAACACCAACAUCAGCUACCACAACAGUUGCCACCUCAACCACAACACCAGCAACUUCAACUACAACAGUUGCCCCCUCAUCCACAACACCAGCAACAUCAACUACAACAGUUGUUCCAUCAACAACACCAGCAACUACAUCAACAACAACAACAGUUGCCCCCUCAACCACAACACCUGCAAUAUCAUCUACCACCACAGAUGCUCCAUUGGCAACAAUUCCAGCAACAUCAACUACAACAGUAUUCCCCUCAACCACAACACCAGCAACAUCAGCUACAACAACAAAUGCCCCCUCAACCACAUCACCAACACCUUCAACUACAACAACAGUUGCCCCCUCAACCACAACACCAGCACAAUCAACUAUAACAACAAAGGCCUCCUCAACC
Messenger RNA from Notolabrus celidotus (New Zealand spotty), 3051 nucleotides. Its product is annotated as mucin-2-like. The transcript is spliced from 4 exons. The record is from RefSeq and is a predicted model, not a curated record. The annotation marks the transcript as partial. Lineage: Eukaryota; Metazoa; Chordata; Actinopteri; Labriformes; Labridae.